Herpailurus yagouaroundi (jaguarundi) is the source of this 6898-nucleotide messenger RNA. RefSeq names its product ADAM metallopeptidase domain 22 (gene ADAM22). Gene Ontology annotation, cellular component: postsynaptic density membrane. Gene Ontology annotation, biological process: proteolysis. NCBI's taxonomy places the organism in Eukaryota, Metazoa, Chordata, Mammalia, Carnivora, Felidae. The transcript is spliced from 34 exons. Gene Ontology annotation, molecular function: metalloendopeptidase activity. The record is from RefSeq and is a predicted model, not a curated record. The coding region runs from base 112 to 3255 and encodes 1047 amino acids.
AGGGGGUGGCCGAGGAGAACCGGGGGGCGCGGGCGGAGGGAGCCGGACCCUGCUGCCGGGGCAUGAGGAGCUAGCUGAGCGUCUCGAACGAGGCGGGCUGACGGCAGCACCAUGCAGGCGGCGGCGGCUGCGUCCGUGCCCUUCUUGCUGCUCUGCGCCCUGGGGACCUGCCCCCCGGCGCGCUGCGGUCGGGCAGGAGACGCCUCGUUGACGGAGCUGGAGAGGAGGAACGAAAACCGCUUCCUGGAGCGCCAGAGCAUCGUGCCACUCCGGCUCCUCUACCGCUCGGGCGGUGAAGACGAAACUGGACACGACGCGCUCGACACGCGGGUGCGGGGCCACCCCGGCGGCGGGCAGUUGACUCAUGUUGACCAGGCAAGCUUCCAGGUUGAUGCCUUUGGAACAUCCUUUAUUCUCGAUGUCGUGCUAAACCACGAUUUGCUGUCCUCUGAAUACGUAGAGAGACAUGUUGAACAUGGAGGGAAGACUGUGGAAGUUAAAGGAGGAGAACAUUGCUACUACCAGGGCCGUGUCCGAGGAAACCCUGCUUCAUUUGUUGCAUUGUCAACAUGCCAUGGACUUCAUGGAAUGUUCUAUGAUGGGAACCACACCUAUCUCAUUGAACCAGAAGAGAAUGACACCUCCCAAGAGGAUUUCCAUUUUCAUUCGGUUUACAAAUCCAGACUGUUUGAAUUUCCCUUGGAUGACCUUCCAUCUGAAUUUCAGCAAGUACACAUCACUCCACCAAAAUUUAUUUUGAAGCCAGCACCAAAAAGAAGUAAACGGCAGCUUCGUCGACAUCCUCGUAAUGUAGAGGAGGAGACCAAAUAUAUUGAACUGAUGAUUGUCAACGAUCAUCUCAUGUUUAAAAAACAUCGGCUUUCAGUUGUACAUACCAAUACAUAUGCAAAAUCGGUGGUGAACAUGGCGGAUUUGAUCUAUAAAGACCAACUGAAGACAAGGAUAGUAUUGGUUGCCAUGGAAACCUGGGCAGCUGACAACAAGUUUGCCAUAUCUGAAAAUCCAUUGAUCACCCUACGUGAGUUUAUGAAAUACAGGAGGGAUUUUAUCAAAGAGAAAAGUGAUGCAGUUCACCUUUUUUCGGGAAGUCAAUUUGAGAGUAGCCGGAGCGGGGCAGCUUAUAUUGGUGGGAUUUGCUCGUUGCUGAAAGGAGGAGGCGUGAAUGAAUUUGGGAAAACUGAUUUAAUGGCAGUUACACUUGCCCAGUCAUUAGCUCAUAAUAUUGGUAUUAUCUCAGACAAAAGAAAGUUAGCAAGUGGUGAGUGUAAAUGUGAGGACACGUGGUCUGGAUGCAUAAUGGGAGACACUGGGUAUUAUCUUCCUAAAAAAUUCACUCAAUGUAAUAUUGAAGAGUAUCAUGACUUUCUGAAUAGUGGGGGUGGUGCCUGCCUUUUCAACAAACCUUCCAAGCUGCUCGAUCCUCCUGAAUGUGGCAAUGGCUUCAUCGAAACUGGAGAGGAGUGUGACUGUGGGACCCCUGCAGAAUGUGUCCUUGAAGGAGCAGAGUGUUGUAAGAAAUGCACCUUGACUCAAGACUCUCAAUGCAGCGAUGGUCUUUGUUGUAAGAAAUGCAAGUUUCAGCCUAUGGGGACUGUGUGCCGAGAAGCAGUAAAUGAUUGCGAUAUUCGUGAAACGUGCUCAGGAAAUUCAAGCCAGUGUGCCCCAAAUAUUCAUAAAAUGGAUGGAUAUUCAUGUGAUGGUAUUCAGGGGAUUUGCUUUGGAGGAAGAUGUAAAACCAGGGAUAGACAAUGCAAAUACAUCUGGGGGCAAAAGGUGAUGGCAUCAGACAAAUACUGCUAUGAGAAACUGAACAUCGAAGGGACAGAGAAGGGUAACUGUGGAAAAGACAAAGAUACGUGGAUACAGUGCAACAAACGGGAUGUGCUUUGUGGUUACCUUUUGUGCACCAAUGUUGGUAACAUCCCAAGGCUUGGGGAACUUGACGGUGAAAUCACAUCUACUUUGGUUGUGCAGCAGGGAAGAACAUUAAACUGCAGUGGUGGGCAUGUGAAGCUUGAGGAAGAUGUAGAUCUUGGCUAUGUGGAAGAUGGGACACCUUGUGGUCCCCAAAUGAUGUGCUUAGAACACAGGUGUCUUCCUGUGGCUUCCUUCAACUUUAGUACUUGCUUAAGCAAUAAAGAAGGCACUGUUUGUUCAGGAAAUGGAGUUUGCAGUAAUGAGCUGAAGUGUGUGUGUAACAGACACUGGGUGGGUGCAGACUGCAGCACUUACUUCCCUCACAAUGAGGACUCCAAGACUGGCAUUACUCUGUCUGGCAAUGGUGUUGCUGGUACCAAUAUCAUAAUAGGCAUAAUCGCUGGCACUAUCUUGGUGCUGGCCCUCAUAUUAGGAAUAACUGCAUGGGGUUAUAAAAAUUAUCGAGAACAGAGACAGUUACCCCAGGGAGAUUAUGUAAAAAAGCCUGGAGAUGGUGACUCUUUUUAUAGCGACAUUCCUCCCGGAAUCAGCACAAACUCAGCAUCUAGUUCUAAGAAGAGGUCUGCUUUUCUGUCGCAUUUUCAGAUUUCUGCCUGUUCCAUCACACAUUAUUCCAUUAGUCAGAACAUUUCAUUAUUUUGCAGCAGGUCUAAUGGGCUUUCUCAUUCUUGGAGUGAAAGGAUCCCAGACACAAAACACAUUUCAGACAUCUGUGAAAAUGGACGACCUCGAAGUAACUCUUGGCAAGGUAACGUGGGAGGCAACAGAAAGAAAAUCAGAGGCAAAAGAUUUAGACCUCGGUCUAAUUCAACUGAGAGGGAGCCCCAAGCACCUGAGCCUGGGCACUCCCUCGCCCAGACAGUCCCAUCCCAAGGCAUAAGCCCAGGGGGCUCUGACAGCCCCCAGACAGGGAGUCUGGAUCACAGGUAUUUAAACCCAUGGUUCAAAAGAGACUAUAAUGUAGCUAAGUGGGUAGAAGAUGUGAAUAAAAACACUGAAGGACCAUACUUUAGCUCUCAAGAUGGCCAGCGUCAGGAAGACAGGACUCUAUCUCCUGCCAAGUCUCCUUCUUCAUCAACUGGGUCUAUUGCCUCCAGCAGAAAAUACCCAUACCCAAUGCCUCCACUUCCUGAUGAAGAGAAGAAAGUGAACCGACAAAGUGCCAGGAAACCCAGCCUCACGGAAUCACUGCAAAUCUAUCUGCUCUUCAGACAAUACAGACCCUCUGAGAUGCCACAGAGGAGAGGAAGCCGAGUCUCACGUCUGGAUACCAUUUUCUUUUUGUCAUUGGCUUAGGAUUUAACUGAACCAUGAAAAGAACUACUGAAAUGUUACACUAUAACAUGGAAAAAUAAAGGUACCGGUAUGUUAAUGGAUAAUCCGCAUGACAGAUACAUGUAGAAAUCUCACUAAAAUUAACUCAUGACCCAAAUGUAGCAAGUUUCCUAAGGGACAAUAGUGGAUUCAGAACUGACAUUCUGAAGCACAUCCUCAUUGUAGACAGUAAUGCUAUGUGCAUGAAGCUUCUGUUUAUUGCUUUCCACAUUUAAGGAAACAACAUCUCAUAAUAGAAACUAGCAUGCAGGGCUAAGGCAUAUAGGAUUUUUCUGCAGGACUUUAAAGCUUGAGAGGCCAAUAUCCCAUAUGCUUACUCGAAACAUGUAUCUUUAUUUUUGUUUUUUUACUUUUCAUAUUUAUAUCAGCAUACAAGAACAAUUGUACAUAUGUAAACAUUUUUAAAAUAAAAAAAGCAACUGUUACACACAAGUGUAUUUUGCCAAAUGCCUAAAAAUAAUCAGUAACAGGCACAUCGUCAUCAUCCAUCAAAUGGUCUUUAAAGAUGACAAACAGAUGAUGUUGUAAAUAUAGUGGUCAGUGCCCUAAGUGUCUCUCUCCGUAAUUGGUAUUUGUCCUCCAAAACCUGUGAUAUCCCUUUAAGCUGUGCACAGCCUGGAGGCAGUUUUCUUGAGUGAUUAAUCGAACCAGAGAAGAAAAUGCCCAGCAAAUCUGGGGCUUCCACAUUGGCUGGGGCAGGAGCUCAGUAGUGUAGCCAGUCUCUGGCCUCCAGGCACUCACUCUGAGGCUGAUGGCUGCUCCCUGGAAGUCCUCCAGCCAGUGUCUGCCUCGGCAACUGUUGUCUUUCAGUAUCAGAGCACGCCUAGUCUCACCCUGGAGGCCCGUGAGCCCCUCAGCAGCACGUCCUGCUGACCUUAAGCAAGUGUACCAAAGACACGUGAGACCGGGGCCCCUGAUACAUUGAUAGCUUCCGACUUGCCGACACUCUAACCCUUUGUGGCCUCAAUUUUUGUUCUUUGACAAAACUUUUUAGCUACCUUUAUCUGUAAGAUGAAUAGCUUGUUUUAAUAAAACCAACUUUUACACUGUUUAUCAAGGAUAUUUAUCAUCAGUAGGAUGUGAGUCCAACAGGUCAUUCCGCACUGAUGUGGAAGCAAGGUGAUGGAGGUUCUACCAACUGGGCGGGAAGCCUCAACAGGCCACAGAGGGUUAGAAGAAACCUAAAGCCCCAAGUGUGCGGCAACUGUGAAGUUACCCAAACAGCUGGCAGGGGAAAAGAUCUGAUGUUUUGAACUCUUUUUUUUUUUUUUUUUUUUUUAAUCCAUAGAAAAGUGAGAAAUCUAUGUUAAAGUCCCUUCUUUAAAACCAAAGUUGGAUAGCUGUUACAACGCAGCUCUGUCAUUCUAAAAGAAAACUUCCCCGGGAAAGACUACUCUAGUGAACUCCGAAAUUGAUGGGAUCAAUCCAAUGCUUUGAUGUGAAGAGUACUUCUGAAUUUCCUCAUUUUCUUUCCUUUUUCUUGAGAGGAAUGGAAUCUGCAGACAAGAUUUCAGAAAUAUUCUCCUAAAUUUGAUCUCUCCCAAUAGUGUCCAUGGUCAAAAUCCAUUUCAUCUUCACAUAUAGUCAUCUUAGGAUGCCCAAACUGCAGGGCCAUGUUAGAGGCAGUAUUUUAUAUUCUAUGGUUUUUGUCUUCUGUAACGGACCUCUCUUCUGAAAGUCUUUGAAAAUGUUUGACAAGAAAUUUAAUCACUCAAAACUAUAAAGUGUUUGUAAAUGGCAUUUUUCAUGACAGGAAGGGAUGUGAUUGUCGAUACUACAAUGAAAUGAUCCAUCAGAUUAAGAUUUGGGUGAGUGUUGGGUGACAAUGCCAUGUAGCUCAAAUGAAGGACAGGAGGGCAGACAGAUUUAAAGAUGUAGCAAAUAAAGUGGCUUUUGACCAAGAUCACUUUAAUGUGCACUGAAUAUUUUCUGGUAUUGAGUGUAUAAAAUGCUAAUGUUAUAAGAUUUAUUUUGACUAUAAAAGAGUUUAUAGAUUUGAAUGUAAGGUACCUUGUGUAAAUAUGCUUCCUAGUAAUGGUUACAUAAACCCUAAUUUGAAAGAAUUUACAAAUGGAGAGCUACUUGUCAACAGAUUCCCUCCCAUACACUUUCCUUACUUUCUCAAUUAUUUUUACAUGAAAAUUAUUAUUUCAAGUAAAAGUCAUUGUAACAUGUCUUUUGUAAGGGAUAGUUAUUUAUAGUCAGGCUCCUUGAUAAUAACCUUCAGGUGGAACUGAAUGAAAAGCAUUUGUUUUAUUUGCAGGAAGAUUAUGAUUUUAUGGUAGCUUUAAUGUUCUGUUCUGGGUAUCUGCCUAAGAAUGUUUGAACAUUCUUACAGCCAUUUGCAGAAUUCUGUGACAAGUUUAUAAUCUUAGUGGAUACUUUUGAGAAAUACCUAUACGGGUACUCAUGGUUGGUAUUUAGAUGUAUUAAAUCUAAAUAUUUAUGACUUUUCAUCCACUGAAACAGGAAAAUGGACCUAUGGCACUAAACACAAGCACAGCAUUAGAACUUUUUAAUAUAUUUUGGAGAGGAACUUUGAGGUCAUUAGAGCGGUUUGUAUCACGCAACUAAUAUUUAUAGCCCCCAGUCAAUUAUAGAACUCUGAUGCCAAACAGAGAAGAGUGGUUCAUUGGCCUUUCUGUUCCAUUGUAUGCCUUUUUCUUUUCUUUCUAAAGUUUUUUGCAUAGAUAAAACUUCAGAUUGACAACCGUGCUGCCUGCAAUGGUCCCUUUGUCCGUAGACAUUGCAGUAUAGCAAACUCUGACUUAAACAUUGAAAUCUCUUUAUUAAGAAUGAUAACAAGGGGGGGGUAAGAGGGAGCCCCUGAAGGAACUGAGGUCAGACUUACCAGUCUGUGUCCAGCCAACUCUUUCUUUAGUCAGGAAGUAGCGUCCUCCUCAGGAGUCCCUCAGCUGGAAAGUGAUCCCAGGUCACGUGCAGCCUGUGGAAAGGAACCCACUCAAACAGCACAGCAUAGUGAGGGCCUUCAGUUUACCUUAGUUGCUCUAUAGUUUAAAGAAACCCAGGGCUGUUCUUUAAAAAUUUUUGACUAAUAAAGUAAAUGUAGGGUUGGAAUGCCAAAAAUACUUGAGAUAGGUGCUUUAUUAAGUGAUACUAGUUUCUUUUUCCCCUGGCUUUAAAAAGGCUUUUAAAAUUGUCUUUACGUAUAAAGUCAGUCUGGUAUAGAUUUCUGUGCAUAAGAUAGAUAGGGUUUCUAAAAGAAGUUGCUGAUAAAAUUAGAUCUUUUGUGCACUUCCCAAAAAGGACUAUUUAUGUUUGAUUUUCAUCACAGCCUUACGUUUCUGUUGUUGUUGUUGUUGUUGUUGUUGUUGUUGAUUCCCUUGCAAAUUUGCAUAAUUUAAACUGUCAAUUGUCCCAGAUCUCUUUACCUUUUGCUUUUUUGGACUUUGUUCUUUACUUUUUAGUUACCUAUGGGGUGGAGGAGAGGCGGUAUUUCUAUGCCCUCCUUUACAAAAUCACGCGUGUUUAUUUCAUCCAUUCUUCAUUUCCUGUUGUCAUGUACUUCUACUUUAACUUAUAUAUUUAGUGUUUUAAUGUUUCCUCAUGUUAUUCAACAUAAUAAAUCCUUACCUAAAGAGAA